AUGAACUCGAACCUCCGAAUUCGACAAACCCAAUCAAACGAUCUACCUCUGAUUGGCUGUCUGCCGCUCGAUCUGCUACUCUAUAUCGCGAGCUUUGUCGGUGAAAGUGAACUGAUCAGACUCAGCUGUUGCAACAAGAGCUUGCGACGUGCCUUGAUUCGCACCCGAUUCCUAUGGACCAGACAGCUCACCUUGAACGUAGCCCGAACCGAUCUGGCCGAUCAGAUCAGAACCCUAUACCUCGAUCGCAUCCAAUCCACCCAACCCACCCACCUCACCACCUCACCACCACCACCACCUACAUCAACUACCGCCAAAUGGCUCAGUCGGAUCAACAAGAACAAAGAUCUGAUCCUCAACACCCUGAGGAUCAGGCUCCAUGGCCCGCAAGUCACCAUCGAUACCAUCCACAACAAGCUGGUCAUCAUACCCGACGAACCAUACUGGAACACUCAAGCACUCAUCUUCAACUUCAAGCUCAUCAAGGAACUCAUGCACAAACCACUCUCCCCAUCCUCCUCUGAACUCGAGCCCGGUACCCCUCAGCCCGAACGCUUACAGGUUCUCGAUAUCAGACUCGACGACCCCAUGGGCAAAAACUAUCAAGGAGUAUCGAGUUGAGUGUUUUCUCAGCCAACGCAUUCAAAUCUAUCCAUCCAUCGAUUCAGGAUCGUUCAGUCCUACCGCAUUUCGAAUAACUGAUCGAGUGAUGGAAUUCAGAGAGAUUCCAUCCUUCACUCUGUUCUUGAGAGCCCCGUCUCGAUGACUAAGUUUACAAAAGGACACUGACUGUUGGUUAAACCUUUACCUUCCCCCCCCCCGAACCACCUCUCGAAGC
This is a messenger RNA of Puccinia graminis f. sp. tritici CRL 75-36-700-3, 838 nucleotides long. RefSeq lists its product as uncharacterized. The coding region runs from base 1 to 621 and encodes 206 amino acids. Gene Ontology annotation, molecular function: protein binding. NCBI's taxonomy places the organism in Eukaryota, Fungi, Basidiomycota, Pucciniomycetes, Pucciniales, Pucciniaceae. The record is from RefSeq and is a predicted model, not a curated record. The transcript has 3 exons.